Molecule: messenger RNA, 2561 nt
Organism: Darwinula stevensoni
Lineage: Eukaryota; Metazoa; Arthropoda; Ostracoda; Podocopida; Darwinulidae
Source: the annotation of a GenBank genome assembly
UUUACAGAUUUUGGUGCCCUUUACAUCAGGCUCUUGGCUGCAUUACCCUAGGCAUAGCCUAGUGGUGAAAAAUUCUCUGAAACCGAAUAAAGAGAAACAAAGGGCUUAAACAAGGUGCAAGUUUUGCAACAGUGUUAUUGUGAAUCUAGUGUUCUGCAAAUGACAUGCUAGUCAAGAAUUGUUGAUGUUAUACACAAGAGGUAUAUAGGGCAUAAUCAUGGCAUCUGCAGUGGCAUCAAAUGACAUUUCCAUGGAAGAAGUGAAGGUGAUGGAUGUCAAAGAGGAGCCUAUGGAUCAGUCAGAGGUGUCUGAAGAACUUCAGAAAUGGAUCGAUGCAGGCCUUGAUCCUCAGGUUGCUGAAAAAGUGGAAGAGAUCUGCAAAUCGGGGAAGUUGGACCACUCUGACUUGGAUGAGAGGGCUCUGGAGGCAUUGAAAGAGUUCCCCAUCUCUGGUGCUAUUGCGGUGCUCAAGCAGUUUGAAGAUUCUAAUCUAGAUCAUGUGUCCAACAAGUCUGCCUACCUAUGCGGUGUGAUGAAAACAUAUCGACAGAAAAGCAAGAGUUCCCCUGGUCAGCCACCUACUGGAAUGAAGGGACCAGACGAAGAAAAGAUAAAUGCAAUCUUGGAGCGCACAGGCUACAAACUGGAUGUUACUACAGGGCAGCGCAAGUAUGGUCAUCCCAGCCAAGAAAUGGAUGAACCUGGCAGUGGUUGUGAGGUAUUCUGUGGGAAGAUUCCAAAGGAUGUUUUUGAGGAUGAGCUCAUCCCCUUAUUUGAGAAGUGUGGGACGAUCCAUAACCUUCGUCUCAUGAUGGACCCCAUGACUGGAACCAACCGGGGGUUCUGCUUUGUCACAUUCACCAGCAGGAGUGCUGCCCAGCAGGCUGUGAAGGAGGUAUGCAACUUUCUUUUCUGUGGACUUUUUUCAUCCAAGAAUCAUUUUAUUGAUGAAAGAGACAGUGAAGGGCAUGAAGCUGGUCUCAUCGAUGCAAUCAUCUACAGCAGUCCUGAUGACCGGAAGAAGAACCGAGGUUUCUGCUUCCUUGAGUAUGAUAGCCAUAAAUCAGCCUCCCUUGCCAAGCGGCGACUCAGCAGUGGACGCAUCAAGGUGUGGGGUUGUGACAUCAUAGUUGACUGGGCUGACCCACAAGAGGAACCUGACCAGGAAAUCAUGUCAAAAGUGAAGGUUCUAUAUGUACGGAACUUGACACAGAAAGCAAGUGAAGAUGAUCUCAAGGAAACUUUUGAACGGUUUGGGGCAAUUGAGCGUGUGAAGAAGAUUAAGGAUUAUGCCUUUAUCCAUUUCUCAGAUCGGGAGGAUGCCAUCAAGGCAAUGGAAGAAUUACAGGGGAAAGACCUGGGAGGAGCCCCAAUAGAAAUCUCUCUGGCCAAGCCACCCUCAGACAAGCGGAAAAAGGAGGAGGUUUUGCGCAAGCGGGAAGUGCGCAUGAUGCAGAUGAUGUCAUCCCGUGGAGGGUUGUUGAUUCCACCUGGUGGGAUGCGUGGAGGUCGGGGUAGUCUUUUACGCAACCCACUAGGCCGUGGAGAUUAUGAUUAUGACUACGAUUACUAUGGGUACUGCGACUACAGAGGCGGGUACAGUGAUCCCUACUACGAUGAUUUCUAUCGAUACGACGAUUAUUAUGAUUACCCGCCCCCGCCGGCUCCAAUGCCGCCUCCACCACCCCCAUCUGCACUGCCCAGGGGGAGAGGCUUGCCCCCACCAAUGGGCCGUGGUGGACGUGGUGGAACCAUGGGUGGGGGACGUGGGAUGGGCGGAGGGGGGCCUAUGGGGGGACCUGGGGCCCCACCCCCACCUCCCUCUCCCACUAUGCGGGGCCGAGGCCACAUGAGGGGUCAAGCCCCCCGGGGAUCCCCUCGAGGCAGAGGUUUCCCUCCCGGGAUUGCAGGUAAAAGGAAGUUGGAUACAAACCAGAACCAGGGGGAUAGCAAGCGUCGAAGCCAGCCACCGACUGGCAACCACCUGAGCAAUGGAGGUUCAACCAAUGAACCUUUCUAUGCUGACUCCUUUGGCCAGCAGUGGAACUGAUGGAGAUCCACUGCACCAACUCCAGGCCACUCUCACGGGAUCCAAAUCCUUGCCCGUCGUGUCUCUCCGUUUUUGUGAGAGAUCUUUGAAUGAUUUCUCUUCCUUGUUUUGAAUAGUUUUAAUGACUUUGGUCCUUAUCUGCCCCACAGUUUCCUUCAAAAGUUUUUCAAGUCAAGCAAGUCUCUUGAUUCUGCAUUCCCCCCUUGUUCUGGGCCCAAAGAAAGAAAAAGAAAUUACACAAAUCCCUCAACUUGAAAUCUGGUUUUGUACAAUAGCAGGAAGUUUAUUGUUGUUGGACAAAUUUUGCUUGCAUUUCCUCCUGUUUCUGCUGUAGAUUUGCUUGACAUCCAAUCCUAAUUCUCCCUCUGUUGCAUUCCUGGGAUUGCAGUCAAAUCCUCAAUAUGAUGUCAUUUUUAGAUUAAGUCAUUCCUUAGCCAGUGCCCUCCCUUCUCUGCUUUUUUUUUUCUUUUGCCCUUCCCAACCUAAAAAAGUGAAAUUAUUACAACUGCAG